AUUUCAUUCCAACGUGUAACCUUAAAACACAUGUCACAACCAAGAGCCCACUCAAAAAAAGAUUCAAUCUUUCUCCUUCCCCUUCAUAGUUCCAGUCCCCUCGUAAAAACCAAAACAGACGCAAAGCUGAGAAAAUUGGGAUUUCUCCAACACUUUGGAAGCUAUGGAGAAUGGAACAGCCGUUGUUGCUUCAAGGGAUACUUCGAGGAAGUCUACGGCGGAGAGGCCGUACAAAGGUAUAAGGAUGAGGAAGUGGGGGAAAUGGGUGGCUGAGAUUAGGGAGCCCAACAAGCGUUCCAGGAUUUGGUUGGGGUCUUAUUCGACACCCGUCGCGGCGGCUCGAGCUUACGACACGGCGGUUUUUUACCUGCGUGGACCCUCGGCUAGGUUGAAUUUUCCCGACCUUUUGGCUGGAGAAAAAUCCGGUGGCGGCGAUGGCGAUUUAUCGGCUGCUUCUUUAAGGAAAAAGGCUGUCGAAGUUGGUGCUAGAGUUGAUGCUCUUGGGGCAGCUCACCACCACCACCACAAUUAUAAUCAUGGCUAUGACGAGGAGUUGAAGCCAAGUGCGGGCGGGUUUUUACAUCGGGUUGAUUUGAACAAGAUGCCUGACCCGGAAGAUUCGGAUAUUGAAGGGGAAAGGGAACAGGAAGGGGGGAAAAAGGGAAGUUGAUUGAAUCAUGGCCCCUCCAACAUUUAUGUUUACAAAGUUGUAAUUUUUGGUCUGUCCCUGAGAUAAAGGGGGUGGUUGCUAGAAUGCACCGGGACAUUCGAUAUCGUACACACUGUAGUGGAUGUAAGUAUGGGCAAAAAUGAUGAAGCCUUUUGUACUAAUUAUUAGUUUUUUAAUGAAAAAUCUUUUUGGUUU
Molecule: messenger RNA, 865 nt
Organism: Hibiscus syriacus
Lineage: Eukaryota; Viridiplantae; Streptophyta; Magnoliopsida; Malvales; Malvaceae
Product: ethylene-responsive transcription factor ERF010-like
Exons: 1
Coding region: 164-670 (168 amino acids)
Biological process (GO): regulation of DNA-templated transcription
Molecular function (GO): DNA-binding transcription factor activity; DNA binding
Source: RefSeq, a predicted model, not a curated record